Drosophila grimshawi is the source of this 1148-nucleotide messenger RNA. Its product is annotated as arylalkylamine N-acetyltransferase-like 2. Gene Ontology annotation, molecular function: N-acetyltransferase activity. The coding region runs from base 26 to 697 and encodes 223 amino acids. The transcript has a single exon. Lineage: Eukaryota; Metazoa; Arthropoda; Insecta; Diptera; Drosophilidae. The record is from RefSeq and is a predicted model, not a curated record.
CUGCAUCGAAUACCGUGCUCUCAACAUGGCAACGGAACUGUGCUCAAAAGAUGGCAUACUUAUUCGCGUUAUGACAGUGUCGGACUACAAGCAAGUGAAGAUCUUCAUGGGCGGCAAUUUCUAUAACGGAGAGCCACUCUGUGCCUCUUCUGGAGAGGAUGUGCAAAAAUGCUAUGAGAAGGAGAACGAUGAGUACCACAUCUCUAUGAUUGAGCAGGGCACCUGCUUAUUGGCCACUGAGGAGAAGACUGGACGCAUUGUCGGCUUGGUUCUUGCGGGUGCACAAUUCCCCAGCUGCUUGGAGAAGCAUCGCAAAGAGGCCGCAGCAAUGGAGCCGAACACCUGGGGACUCAUUGCGGUGUUCCUAUCCAAAGUCGAAAUCAAAGUGAAUCUCUUUGAGCGUUACGCCAUCUCUAAACUUCUCUACUCACAUAUAACCAAUGUGGAUGCCUCGAUGCGUGGCAAAGGGCUGGGCUCACGUCUAGCUGCCGCCCUUAUGGAAGUGGGUCGGACCAAGGGAUUUCCCCUGAUGAUCGCCUACUGCUCCAGCUUCUAUUCGGCCCGUCAGAAGGAGGCAUUGGGCAUGGAGUGCAUCUAUGAGCAGGCAUAUGCGGACUAUAAGGAUGACAGUGGCAAAGUAGUGUUCAAGCCACCUGCACCACAUACCCACUUGCGCGUUAUGGUCAUUAAGCUGUAAGCUUUUGAUUAUAUGUUAUGUUAUCGAGCUCUUAAGUGAUAAUGAUAUACCUGUUGAAAAUGUGUCUGGAUUGUUGGUCUACCAGGAAAUAGAACCAGUUAUUAUGUCAGCUACUUUUUUGAAAGAUUGGCCGAUUUGAAGGUUAAAAAAAUGCUAUGAAGGCUCGACUGUUGGUGUUCUUAAAAACUGUAGUGCAAUGUAGAUAUCAAAAUUAAUUAAUAUAUACAUAAAUUAAUAGUGAACGCUAAUCAUCUAAUGCAUUAUUCAAAGCUAUCAAACAAUUAAAUAAUUAAUGAAUGAGCUUUUUAAUAAUAUAAUUACAUAUAUAAUACGUAAUCAAAGUGCAAAUCAAAGUGUAAGAGCAAUUGAAAUCAAUUUGUUCCAUUAUUACGUAGGCAAGCAUUAUUAUUAAUUUUAAUAAAUAGUUGGAUUAUUGAUGACGUAAACUAAA